AUGGGAGGCGCUGCGCUGUCGGGAGCGCUGUGGCUUGGGCUGCUGUGGGCAGGCAGCGGGGUCGGGGGCAGCUGCUCGGGAAGGUGCUGCGAGGGUCGGGACGCCGCCUGUGUCGCCGAGGGAUGGAGGGAGGGAGGGGGCUAUGGGACCUGCUACUGCGACGGAGGAUGCCGGCGAGCUGGAGACUGCUGCCACGACCACGACCAAGCGUGCCCGGCUCUUCCUUGUGUUGUGGGGGAGUGGAGUCACUGGAGUGGCUGUGCAGAACAAUGUCAACCUGACCUGCGGAUACGUAGGCGCUAUGUACAACAGGAACCUAGAAAUGGUGGGGAACCUUGUCCUGCUCUAGAGGAGAAGGCUGGCUGCCUGGAAUACCUGACUUACCAGGGAGAGGACUGCGGCCAUGAGCAUGUCCCUGCUUUCAUAACUACCUCUGAAUACGGUAAAGAAAGAAAACGACGAGCAGCAUCUUCUCUCUGGCCUUCAGACAAAGAAGAAACUGGAUACUGUGUGGAAUUCAAAACAGAAUCACUUUCACAGCACUGUGCUUUGGAGAAUCGGCCAUACGCUCGAUGGAUGCAGUACCUCCAAGUAGGACACACUGUGUGUGUAGCUUGCCAGUCUCCAGCUAUGAAUGCAGACACACAUCGCUGUUCUGGAGAUGGCCAUAAUGCCGAUGGAGGUAAAAUCUUACACUGGGAAGCAGUUGGCAACUCUCAGUGCCAAGGAACCUGGAAGAAGAUUCGGCAGCUGGAGCACUGCUCAUGUCCCCUUGUGCAUAGCUUUAUUUUCACAUGAAAGUCUAAAAGACCUUUAAAACAGCAACAACAAAAAGAUUAAGAAAAUUAACCAAUACCAAGAAACCCACAUCUUUCUGCUGCACUUCCCGAAGCCUAGACAAAUUUUCAAUGAGUCAGAACUUUAAGAAGCAUUUUGGGAAACUCUGUCUUAAUACAAAAAACUAAGACUGAUCUUUGUAUUAGCACACUAGAAGCAUAUUUCUGUGUUUCUCUUUUGUACUUAAAGAGGUAAUGUUUCUAAAAGUAGCUGCUUUUCCUUAAGUUCUCAUUCUUUACUGGCCAGUCCUGUCUACAGGCAUUGCACCUACUCAGUAGAGAGCCAGCCAAACAUUCUCAAGACUGAGAAUAGUUACUGUCAUCAUUAAAUAGCAAGGGUGAAUAAAAAUUAAAGUUGGACAGCUAAAACAGGAUGUCAGUUUAGAUCCUUUGUUCCUUCCCAAUAUCAUCUAGACAGUUGUUUAUACUACAAGUAUUCUUCCUCUACAUUGCUGUUUUCAUAUCCAGUCACCUUCAUAGAAGACAUAUGACUAGCCAGUGUUGUUAAAUAGCCUUUCUCAGAACUUCAUGUCAUUAAUACAUAGUGUGAACUUUAUGGCAGAUGAACCUAAACAAAACUUUGUGACAAAAGCCUUGGCUGACAUAAAAAAAAAUUACUUAUUACUAGUUAAAACUGCUGAUGCACAAUGACUAGCACAGAGCAUUCAUAUUAAAGCACAGGCAAGACUGCUACUCAGAUAGUUCAAAUCCAUGUUUUGCUACCUAUUACUUACCUUCAAUUACUGUUAUGGCAUUAAAGAGGCAGCAUACUGCACUUCUUUAG
Messenger RNA from Melopsittacus undulatus (budgerigar), 1620 nucleotides. It is a transcript of the gene SBSPON, whose product is annotated as somatomedin B and thrombospondin type 1 domain containing. Lineage: Eukaryota; Metazoa; Chordata; Aves; Psittaciformes; Psittaculidae. Bases 1 to 798 code for a protein of 265 amino acids. The record is from RefSeq and is a predicted model, not a curated record. The transcript is spliced from 5 exons.